Molecule: messenger RNA, 1095 nt
Organism: Rubroshorea leprosula
Lineage: Eukaryota; Viridiplantae; Streptophyta; Magnoliopsida; Malvales; Dipterocarpaceae
Source: the annotation of a GenBank genome assembly
ACCUAAUACUUAUUCAUUAAGAGAAAAAUCUACAAAACAUUUAAUGCAAGAUUACAUUAAAAGUCUUGCUUCCAUUUGUGUGGCUCCAUGUGGCUGUUCUUGCUGCUACCUUGCAGCCUUCCAUUUGCUUUCAUUUGCAUUACAUUUCAGCCUCAUUUCACCAACAUUUCAUCAACAUUUUGCAGCAUAGGUUGCUGCACUUUGCUGCUACCGUGCUUUGAUUGAGCUCUCCCAUCUUUUCAUUUUGCUGCCACUUGUGCAGCUUUCUUUCCAUUUGCUGCCUCUUGUGCAGCUUUGACACCACAGCUCCAACACUUUCUGAAUCUUAUGGAAUAGUUCAAUUUAAUAACCUCAUCAUUUUCAGUAUCAAAAGUAUCCUCUCCAUCAAAAUUAAAAACAAUGGGUUGUUGGUCAGGAUUAGUUCUAUGUUGUUGUUAAACUUCUUUCGGAAUUCCCAGAAUUCCUGCUUCAGCUUGCCUCUGAUUUAAAUGGGCAGCUUCAGUGUUUUGACUGGAAUCAGGACCAUCUAAAAAAAGCUCGGCCCCUUGUCUUUCAGGCUCUCUCUCAGAUAGGCUCUCCUUUACCACCUCUUCUUUGCUUUCCUUUCCCAAAGUUGAGAUGCAUAAUGUCCUUUUGUGAACAUUUGUCUCAUCUUCAAGACAUGGUGUGUUAACAUCUCUACAUGAAUAAGAAGUUGAACAAAUAAACUCAUCACUUUCAGUAUCAGAGAUAUCCUCUCCAUCAAGAUCAAGAACAACGGGUUGUUGGUCAGGAUUAGUUAUAUGUUGUCGUAGAACUUCUUUCUGAAUUCUUUCUUUAUCUUCUCUGUGAUUUACUACAUGGGUAGUUUCAGUGUUUUCAUUGGAUGCAUUGUCAAUGUUGUAGGCAGGGCUGUCUUAUAGUUGGGCCCCUUGCUUUUCAGGCUCUCUCUGAGAUAGGUUCUCCUUUACCACCUUUUCUUUGCCUUCCUUUCCAACAGUAGUGAUGCAGACUGCCCCACUGCAAACAUUUGACUCAUUUUCCAUACAUGGUUUGUUGACAUCUAUACAUGAUAUGGAAGGCCCUGAUUGUUGUUCAUCGGCUAGAUUUCUUUGA